Messenger RNA from Eimeria mitis, 1533 nucleotides. RefSeq lists its product as uncharacterized. NCBI's taxonomy places the organism in Eukaryota, Apicomplexa, Conoidasida, Eucoccidiorida, Eimeriidae. The transcript has a single exon. The record is from RefSeq and is a predicted model, not a curated record. The coding region runs from base 1 to 1533 and encodes 510 amino acids.
AUGUCAGGCCCCCCACCUUCUUCUCCUGCCCCUGCUUCUGACUCCGGCAAAAUCACGAAAGGUCCCCCACUGAUGAAGGGCCUCGUGCCCGGGGGCCCCCCUAAGAAACUUUCUUUCCUGCGGGCCCCCAAGCUACCCCCGAAACCGCUGUCAGCAAAAGACCCGAAGCCGAAGGGCCCCCUUGCUGCUGCAGCAAGCAAGGAUGCUGCUCCUGCAGCAACAGCACAGUCAACUCCUGAUGCUUCUGUCGUUUCUGGCGAAGACAGCCCCCAGAGCCCCCUCUCCCGAAGUCCAAGCCAAAGCCCCCAAGGGGCCCGUGAAUACAGCGAGACGCCCUCCCGCACGCUCUCCCGCAACAGCGUGGCGGGGGCGGGGGCCCCCGGAUACAGGGGCCCCGGGAGUUCUAUGGAUCUAUCUUUAACAGGGACCGAGGGUCUGUCUGUUCAGCAAGAUGUACAUGAAAGCGAUGAGGGCCCCCAAAGCAAACCAUUGGAACAACAAACAGAAGAGCCCGCAGGGGCCCCCUCCACACCGCCUCUGCGCAAAUCUACAGCAGUUGGGCUUAACCUCCAGAGCUCCGGGCCAUCAUCUAGUGAGGCAGCUCCUGCGCUGGGGGCCCCUUCAGCAGGAGAGGGGGCCCCCAAAGAGCGACUCCUGAGCGAAGGGGGCCCUUCCUCAGAAAGGCCGAGCGGCUCAAGCAGUGCAUUCGCCUCAGAAAGCAGAGCUAAUGCAGGAGACAAGGAUUUUCUACGUGCAUCAAUGGCUGCACCAGGGCAGCGGGGGGCCCCCCAGGAGCCUCAACGUCAGCAGUUAAAGGGGUCCCCCAAUGCCCCCUCCUCUUUGCCUGGGCUGCAACAAACAGCGACAGACAGCAACGACAACCGCUCCCCCGAUCCGUACUCCCCUUUAAUAAGGCAGGCAUUUGGGAGGAGGUGGACAACGCCGGGGGCCUCCAUCGAGGUGUUGGGGGCCGUGGGGGGGCCCCACUCCCACUACACAGUGACAGCAGGGCCCCUGAACUGCACGUGGUGUACGUGCAGCGGCGGGUUGGCCCCAGGGGGGACUUGCUGCUGCUCCAUGGCAAGCCCCAUCCCCCAUAUGUGUGCUGUUGGGACGCAUGCAGCGGGUGCUCUCUGUGCCUGCUGCUCCCCCAGCUACAUGCAGGCAUCUGCGGGCUUUCUUGCGCAGCAGCAUCACCACUUGCUGCAGCAGCACAACCACUUGCUACAGCAGCAGCAGCAACUGUUGCGGCAGCCUCUUCAUGGAGUUCCCUCAGGACUGACUGUGGCGCACCACCCAGGGUCUCCGCUUCACAUGCCUGGUCCCGCACCACAGCCGCAGCAGCAAGAACAGCAGCAGCAAGAACAACAGCAGCAGCAACAGCAAUCUACUACAGCAAUGAAUUUGCAUUUCGACCUCAUUCCGGCCGAUGCUGCAGAGCGGGCGGGAGAAAACGACGAAUCAGAUGAAAGCGAUUCGGGUAAGAAACACCCCCGUGGGGUGUAUAUCCAACUACUGCACCAGCAGCGCUAG